Chiloscyllium plagiosum (whitespotted bambooshark) is the source of this 1475-nucleotide messenger RNA. Lineage: Eukaryota; Metazoa; Chordata; Chondrichthyes; Orectolobiformes; Hemiscylliidae. The record is from RefSeq and is a predicted model, not a curated record.
UCGAAUAUAUGAUCUUGGCGACGAUUAUUGCCAACUGCGUUGUACUGGCCCUGGAGCAGCACCUCCCCAAUGGAGACAAGACGCCCAUGGCCAAGAGUCUGGAACAAACUGAGCCCUAUUUUAUCGGAAUCUUCUGUUUUGAGGCUGGAAUUAAAAUAGUUGCACUGGGAUUUGUCUUCCAUAAAGGAUCAUACCUUCGCAAUGGCUGGAAUGUGAUGGAUUUCAUUGUGGUUCUAAGUGGGCUCCUGGCAACAGCAGCGACACACUUCAAUCUGCGAACCCUGAGGGCCGUCCGUGUGCUUAGACCCCUCAAACUGGUGUCAGGAAUUCCCAGUUUACAGAUUGUGCUUAAAUCCAUCAUCAAGGCGAUGGUUCCCCUGCUGCAGAUCGGCUUGCUGCUCUUCUUCGCUAUCCUUAUGUUUGCCAUCAUCGGCCUGGAGUUUUACUAUGGAAAACUCCACCUCACCUGCUACACCAAUAACAGUGCUGCUGAAGAACUGGAGCUGCAGUUCCCCUGCGGAAAGCAGGAGCCAGCCCGACUCUGCCCCAAUGGCACCGUCUGUGACUACUGGAUAGGACCCAACGCUGGCAUCACCCAGUUUGACAACAUCCUGUUUGCCCUGUUGACUGUCUUCCAGUGCAUCACGAUGGAGGGCUGGACUACCAUCCUCUACAAUACAAAUGACGCCUUAGGAGCGACAUGGAAUUGGCUCUACUUCAUCCCGCUCAUUAUCAUUGGCUCCUUCUUUGUGUUGAACCUGGUGCUUGGAGUCCUGUCUGGUGAAUUUGCCAAGGAGCGCGAGAGGGUGGAGAACAGGAGGUCGUUCCUGAAGCUGCGCAGGCAGCAGCAGAUCGAGCGGGAGUUGAACGGUUACCGAGCGUGGAUCGACAAAGCCGAGGAGGUUAUGCUGUUGGAAGAAAAUAAAAAUGCUGGGGAGAAAUCUGCACUGGAUGUCCUUAGAAGAGCAACAAUCAAGAAGGGACGAAUGGAGAUGAUCCAUACAGAAUCGAGUGAUGACCACUACACUGAAAUCUCUUCUGUCGGUUCACCUUUAGCAAGGGCCAGCAUCAAGAGCACCAAGCUGCUGGAGGGCUCAUCCUAUUUCCGCCGGAAAGAGCGCAUGCUGCGCAUCUCCAUCCGUCACAUGGUCAAGUCCCACGCCUUCUACUGGAUUGUCCUGAGCCUAGUGGCCCUCAACACAGUGUGUGUCGCUAUUGUCCACUAUGAUCAGCCUUUAUGGCUCACCAACUUCCUCUAUUAUGCGGAGUUCACUUUUCUGGGACUUUUUCUCUCCGAGAUGUUUCUAAAGAUGUACGGCUGUGGACUGCGACUAUACUUUCACUCCUCCUUCAAUUGCUUUGACUGUGGGGUGGGCAUACGCCUUAGAAGGGAAAAAUGUGUGUUCCAGGCACCCCAUGUGACCUAUUUCAGCUACAGAGUCAACAAGACAGGGGUUACGCCUGCUGCAAGAUAA